Messenger RNA from Anguilla rostrata (American eel), 3108 nucleotides. RefSeq names its product 6-phosphofructo-2-kinase/fructose-2,6-biphosphatase 4a (gene pfkfb4a). The record is from RefSeq and is a predicted model, not a curated record. Gene Ontology annotation, biological process: fructose metabolic process; fructose 2,6-bisphosphate metabolic process. The transcript is spliced from 14 exons. Bases 109 to 1554 code for a protein of 481 amino acids. NCBI's taxonomy places the organism in Eukaryota, Metazoa, Chordata, Actinopteri, Anguilliformes, Anguillidae. Gene Ontology annotation, molecular function: fructose-2,6-bisphosphate 2-phosphatase activity; ATP binding; 6-phosphofructo-2-kinase activity. Gene Ontology annotation, cellular component: cytosol.
CUUGUGAUAUUCCUCGGGAGAUCCGUAUUCAUAUUCGGGCGGUGGGUGGUAACUGGCCGUCUGUUCUUUAUUAAAAGCGGGAUUUGUGCUCAUGGUGCGGUAACCACGAUGACUUCUUUGGAAGACUACGCGAAGCGUCCAACGUUGGCAGGCCCAAGGGAGCUCACUCAAAACCCGCUUAAGAAAAUAUGGAUGCCUUGCAAAAAUGGCCUUCCAGAAAAAAAUAUUUCUCAAAGAAAGGUGUGUAUGACCAACUGCCCCACCCUCAUUGUAACAGUGGGCCUCCCUGCCAGAGGAAAGACCUACAUCUCCAAGAAGUUGACUCGCUACCUGAACUGGAUUGGCGUGCCCACCAAAGAGUUCAACGUGGGCCAGUACCGGCGAGAGUGUGUCAAGAUCUACAAAUCCUUUGAGUUCUUCCGUCCAGACAAUGAAGAAGGCCUGAAGAUCCGCAAGCAGUGCGCGUUGGCGGCCCUGAACGAUGUCCGGCAGUACCUUGGAGAAGAAGGAGGGCAUGUGGCGGUGUUUGAUGCCACAAACACUACAAGGGAGAGGAGAGAGACCAUCUUAAGGUUUACUGAACAGAAUGGCUAUAAGGUGUUUUUUGUAGAGUCUGUUUGUGAAGACCCAGAUGUCAUCGCAGAGAACAUUGUGCAAGUGAAGCUGGGGAGCCCAGACUACACAGACUGCAAUACAGAGGAGGCUGUAGAAGACUUCAUGAAGAGGAUAAAGUGCUAUGAAAACUCAUACCAGACACUGGACGAGGUCUUGGAUAGAGAGCUGUCCUACAUAAAGAUCAUUGACGUGGGCAGGCGGUACCUGGUGAACCGGGUCCUGGACCACAUCCAGAGCCGCAUCGUGUAUUACCUGAUGAACAUCCACAUCACGCCGCGUUCCAUCUACCUGUGCCGGCACGGCGAGAGUGACCUCAAUGUCCGGGGCCGGAUUGGCGGCGACUCCGGGCUGUCGAUGCAUGGCAGGGAGUUUGCAAAGUGUCUGGGGAAGUUCAUCCAGGACCAGAACAUCCCAGAGCUGAAGGUGUGGACCAGCCAGAUGAAGAGGACCAUCCAGACGGCCGAGGCACUGGGGGUGCCUUACGAGCAGUGGAAGGCCCUCAACGAGAUUGACGCAGGUGUGUGUGAGGAGCUGAUGUACGAGGAGAUUCAGGAGAACUUCCCUCUGGAGUUUGCCCUGCGGGAUCAAGACAAGUACCGCUACCGCUACCCCAAGGGGGAGUCCUAUGAGGACCUGGUACAGAGGCUGGAGCCGGUCAUCAUGGAACUGGAGAGGCAGGAGAACGUGCUGGUCAUCUGUCACCAGGCCGUCAUGCGCUGCCUUCUGGCCUACUUCCUGGACAAGUCCGCAGAGGAGCUGCCUUACUUGAAGUGCCCUUUGCAUGCGGUACUAAAACUCACUCCAGUGGCUUACGGCUGCAAGGUUGAGUCCGUCUGCCUGAAUGUGGAAGCGGUAAACACCCACAGAGAAAAACCGGAGAAUGUUAAUGUACAUCGCACUACAGAGGAUGCCUUGCAGACAGUCCCACCUCACCAAUGACCUUUUGACCUCUGCCAGAUGUUGGAGCUCUUGUGCUCUCUCUCAGGGACCGUCAGUACUCCCAUUAUUGGAAAACACCCCCCUCCCCCAUCCAUCCACGCCCUUCAGAUGAUCUGGCAUAUCCCGGGUAGGAACACAUCUUUUUCCUUGUUGGACCUAAACUCUUUCCUAUCCAAAGAGUGGCAGCCUGCUGUAGCCUAGGUUACACUGUCAUACAGAAACUGUUUUAUUGCUCAAAGCUGGAUUGGACUACAGUGUAUCUCUGCACAGUGGGUUUGUAUUUCAGUGCAAGUGCAUUAACCAGCUGCUUUAUUGUAGUACCAGUGUCACCCAUGUUGGGAGGAGAUCUCGUAUCUUGGGCGAGGAGGGGGGGUGAAGCCACUCUGGGGAUACACCACUUGUGUUUUGUGUGAAUGUGUGACAAUACCAAUUUUGGACCAACAGUUUUUCAAUUCACACAAAAAUAGGACCCAAGCACUCCGGUCAGUCUGAGAGCGCAACUUCCUAAAAACAUAAGCAGUACCUUCAUGAACGGACAAUCUUGUGCGUUUAUGAGAAUUCUUGUCAUGUUCUGUUUGCACUGAAAAAGUGAGGUAAUUCUGUUGUAUAAUGUACCUUUUAGAAGGCUUGUAGAAGGUAACUGAUGCACUUCAUUAAUAUAUGUCUGAAAGAUUAAGUUGAUGUGAUUUCUGUGAUUAUCUGUGGUUCACAAAAGCCCUUAAUAUCCUUUCUGGAGGAGAUAGCAGGGACAGAAGUUUUAUGAACAAGUGAGAAACUUGUUAUCUUUGAUAACAGCUGAAGGAAAUGUUUUGACAUACUGCUAAAUGUUCCUUCUGUGAUUUGUGGAAUUUAAAACAAUAAUAAAAUUACAGCUAUAUUUGUCUGUACUUACUGUUAUUUCUAAAUAUUUAAGGGGAUAUUUAAGUUCAGUUGGGGAUAAAUACUAUUAUUACGACUAUUUGUUGGAAGCCAUUUGUUGUCUGUAGAGAAGAGUGGGGAAAUAAGAUUGCUGCUUGAAGACAGGCUGGCUCUGAUGUUGAUUUCAUCAGGCAGGGUAAUUGCUACGGUUUGACAAAGGUGUCAUAUAGAGUGAGUGUAAACAGGAUCUACGUGGACACACACUAUUCUGUUAAACUGAUUUGUAAAUACGGCAUCAUUGGAACAGUCACAAGGUUUCAUAUUAUUUUUGGUCAAUGUUGUACUUUUAGAAAAUCCGAAUAGGAAAUUCCUUUUUAUUCUGAGUGUUUAUUACAAACCAAUAAAAAAAAUUUUAAAAACGAAGAGCAAAAUUUCCAUCAGACUGGUAUGAUGAGUUGAUUAGCAAUUUGAUGAUUUGUGACUGUCCAUCUAGCUAUCAAUUUCAAAAAACUUACAGUUGUCUGGAAUUUUCCCCAAGAAUUUGCCAUUGUUGUAACGCCAGUUUAAAACCUGUUGGAACCUCUUGUUGUAAAAAAAGAUUUGUUGCCAGUGCAGUUUUUUUUUUUUUGUGGUCUGUGAAUUUUCUGGCAUAUAAUAAAGUCAAGAAAGCUAAUGGCCUUUCUUGUGUUAAUGGUU